Molecule: messenger RNA, 1453 nt
Organism: Nicotiana attenuata
Lineage: Eukaryota; Viridiplantae; Streptophyta; Magnoliopsida; Solanales; Solanaceae
Product: lanC-like protein GCL2
Exons: 6
Coding region: 74-1306 (410 amino acids)
Biological process (GO): carbohydrate metabolic process; peptide modification
Cellular component (GO): plasma membrane
Source: RefSeq, a predicted model, not a curated record
AACUCACGGAACGGGGUGAGUAACUAUUUUAUUCACGGGAAUCUGCUACGCAAAAGACAGAGCUAUCAAAGAGAUGGCUGACCGUUACUUCCCAAACACCAUGCCUGUCUUCGUCGAUGAAACUACAGUCCAACAAUCAUUUCCCGAAGGAGCAAAAGAUCAGCUGUCGAAGCUUCUUCAUUUGCCCUAUAGAACCGUUUGUCAGAAGCUCAAAAGUGCUGCUCUGGACCUCAAAGAAACGAUUGUGAAGGAAACGUGGGUAUGUAAAGGGGGACGUGUGAGUGACUAUACACUUUAUACCGGAGCUUUGGGAACUGCUUUUUUGCUAUUUAAAGCUUACCAAGUUACUCGGGACAACAAUGAUCUUGCUCUCUGUUCUCAUAUUAUCAAGGCUUGCGACUCUGCUUCCCAUGGUUCUGGCUGCAGGCGUGUGACCUUCAUAUGUGGACAGGCUGGUGUUUAUGCUCUUGGUGCAGUUGUUGCCAAACACAGUGGAGAUGAACAGUUGUGCGACCACUAUCUAACAAAAUUCAAAGAGAUUGAGCUUCCUAAAGAUCUUCCGAAUGAGUUGUUGUACGGGAGAGCUGGUUUCUUGUGGGCAUGUUCAUUCUUAAACAAGAAUAUUGGUAGAGAUACAAUAUCUCCGACCCAAAUUCAAGCAGUUGUUGCUGAGGUAAUAAAGUCCGGACGAAAAAUGGGGAAAGGAAGAUGCCCUCUAAUGUAUGAAUGGCAUGAAAAAAAAUACUGGGGCGCUGCUCAUGGGCUGGCUGGGAUAAUGCAUGUACUUAUGGACAUGGAACUGAAAGCAGACGAGGCCGAGGAUGUGAAGGCCACACUGCAUUACAUGAUCCGAAAUCGUUUUCCCAGUGGAAAUUACCCCUCAAGUGAAGGAAGUGAAUCUGACCGACUUGUGCAUUGGUGCCAUGGUGCUGCAGGUGUUGCCCUUACUCUAAUCAAAGCAGCUAAGGUUUUCAGCAGUGACGAGUUUCUUCAGGCAGCUGCAGAAGCGGCUGAGGUGGUUUGGAAUCGGGGCCUACUAAAACGGGUUGGAAUUUGUCAUGGUGUCAGUGGGAAUUCCUAUGUAUUUCUUUCACUAUAUCGUUUGACAGGUAAAGUGGAGUACUUGUACAAGGCGAAGGCAUUUGCAUGCUUUCUGCAUGCUAGAGCUCAAACACUUAUAUCAGAGGGAGUUAUGCAUGGAGGUGAUCGCCCGUACUCACUGUUUGAAGGAAUUGGAGGAAUGGCUCAUCUCUUUCUCGACAUGAUAGAACCAAUGGAAACGAGGUUCCCUGCAUAUGAACUCUAGUUUUGUACAUACGGAAUAUGCUGUAGAAUCAGCCAUGUAACUAUGUUACCUAAUGUGGAUGUAUUACCUUUGUGUUUGUACUGGAAGUGAUGGUUUCUGUUUGGAAGGACGGGCACAUGAAUAAAGUUGGCUUUCCUGCACCUCAAA